AGACUAUUAGAAGUGUCACAGCUGAAUACUCAACCAUAAAUAACUGAGAUUUGGACGUUACUUGGACUUACCCAAAAUUGCGGACUUCAUUUCUUGAGUUUACAGAAUUUAUCAGGUUGCAUUCACAAUGAACUUGGUGCUUCAAAAGGCUUUCCUUUGUUGUGUGCUUUCUACGCUUCUACCUAAAAUCACAAGUGCGGACCCUCUAAAUAGAGAUGAUUUAAAAAGGCUCAGUGAUUGGCUUCAGGGUGGGGUGUGGAGAGAUGUUCGCAGUGCGUCUCUGAUGCAUGAGGGUGACUCAACGUCUCCGCCUCUUGAAGAGAACAGUGAUACGGAGUCAUACGUACCACAGCAAAGGAGUUUAAGGGCAAAGAGAACAGAACCAGCCUACUCUGUAAAAAGAAUCGAAAAGGCGGGCUGUAACCUUGCCACCUGCUCCGUGCACGAGCUCGCCCACCUGUUGCACAUAAUGCGGACCAAGAUGAACAAUGCCCCCCCUGAGAAGAUCAGCUCUAAGGGCUACGGUCGUCGACGAAGGCGGUCGCUCCCACCAACCCUCCCAACUUUCGAUGAAGGCCGUCUAAAGUUGGCCUGGAUCCAAAAACUUAAAAGGCGAGGCACCUGAAAAGGGACUUAACAAAUGCACUUCUGUGGUUUGUCCAGAGCAUUUGGCUCAGUUUACACAGUGAAAUACUACUGAAACAUCUAUGCUGAACGUUAGUGUACUCUUCUCAGGCACAAAGGUGUUGAGACAACAACAAGUCCAAGCAACUGGAUCAUCCUUCUCUCCAUCAUGUGCCUGAUUGAUUGGCCAGAGAAGGAUUCAGGUCGCUUGGAGAGAAUGAGUGCUUGUGGGAUAAGGAGGACUCCCCGUCAAUUGGGGGAAAAUUUGAUGUUUUUUUUAAAAAAAGUCUUGUUUGGGUCUAAGGCAGUACGAGAGGACAUAGGUGGUCAAUGCUCUGUGUGUGUUUAGCAAUCUUGUCAUUCUUAUGGACCGUUUGGGACUUGACUUUCUGUCUCUUGUGCAGCACAGAUGUGUCAUCUGCUGGUGGAACGAGGGAACAACCAAGGACACGACCACUGCCUACUCUACCUGCCAAACGAUGACAGAGGAGGACACCGAGAAUAUAUCAAGAGGGAAAGAGGACUAAGACGGUUUAAAGCUAAUAAUCCUGGACCUCUUUUUGGAAAUAUUAAGUAUCGUUGUCCUCAAGAUGCAUUUUGGGAACGUGCAAACGAGGACAUCUACAUACUUGAAGACUUAUAGCUGUAUCUAUACCUUGGGAGAUGUGCAAUAAUUUAAAUUCACAUGAUUAUGUAGUCUAUUAUUAAUGUGUAUUUAUGUAUAUUAUGAAAAAAAACUGUAUACUACUAAAUAUGCAUAUAUUUAUACCUAUAUAAUGUACAUGUAUUCUUUAGAUGGAACUAUUGUAUACGUAAAAAGGGCAUUGUACAGUUUUAAGUUUAUUUUGAAACGUCUAAACAGUGACUUACAAUGCAAAUCAUUUUUCAGGAGUGAUUUAAUGAUGUUACAGCAGUUAAAUAAUAACCAGAGAGAGAGAGAGAGAGAGAGAGAGAGAGAGAGAGAGAGAGAGAG
Molecule: messenger RNA, 1597 nt
Organism: Paramisgurnus dabryanus
Lineage: Eukaryota; Metazoa; Chordata; Actinopteri; Cypriniformes; Cobitidae
Source: RefSeq, a predicted model, not a curated record